Messenger RNA from Drosophila ananassae, 3555 nucleotides. RefSeq lists its product as uncharacterized. Lineage: Eukaryota; Metazoa; Arthropoda; Insecta; Diptera; Drosophilidae. Bases 1745 to 3013 code for a protein of 422 amino acids. The record is from RefSeq and is a predicted model, not a curated record. The transcript is spliced from 5 exons.
AAUACCCUCUGCAAGGGUAUAAAAAUAACACAAGGAAUUAACUUAUCUGCACUCAGAGAUUAAGUUCCACGAAUGAACUUGAUAGAUAAAAGAAAGAAUUGGUUGCGAGUUGGACAGAAUUGGUCAAAAGAAUAUUUCAUAUUUUUUAGCAUUCUGAGAUCAUUUUAUGGUUUAAGCCAUACAAAUUUUUUGAAUCAAUUAAGUUGGAAAUGUAUAGUUUAUUGAACUUUUUUAAGUUUCUUUCAUUAUCAACUCAUUCGAAAUCAAUUAGCAAUCUGUCGAUAAGACUUUACAGGGCGAUAAGACCCAUCUGAUAAGAUUUAUGCAUGAUUUAUAUGAUUUUAUGGAGAUCCGCUGGGAAAGCUUAAACGGUAGCAGCCUAAAAGUAUGCUUCGUCGGGGGAACAGUCACAACCCACCGCCACCCCCUGCUCCGGCACUCACCUGGGCAGGGAAUGUGGCCUCAAUUUGCAGAAGCGCUUAUCGUUCAAAGCGUUAAGUAAACUCAGUCGGACAAACACAGGUACAUGUGUAGUAAGGUUAUCGGAGUAUCUGUGUGAGUGUCGUGCUGUGUGCAUGGUGCAAGUUUAAAAAGUUUCAAUUACUCCAACAACACAGUCUCGGCAAGGCUUGGGCAGGUGUCACAAUACAGAAGCAGGAUACAGUGGGCAGGGAUAUGUCAUUUUUAUCAGAAAAAUAAAUAAGCUUUUAUUAUCCUUAAAGGUCCUUCUUUGAGAGUUUUAUUUUAUGAAUAAGCAGAAAUUACUCAAUUACAAGUUAAUGAAAUUCUGAAUUAAAUACUACGCCACCGAUAGCAGACAGUCAUAAAUUAAAAGUUUUGAAAAAUUUUUGGCAAUUUUAAUCUGAUAAUGCUGGGAACUCGUCUUACCACUUGACCCACAGUGCCCAAGAGAGAGCGAGAGAGAGUGGGUGAGAAUCGGAGAGAGUGCCGAAAAGUGUCUCGAAAGCUUGCUCUUCUGGCAGUAAUCUAUCAUGCGCGAUCGAUCAAACGGAUACUCUCUCAGCCCGCUCCUCCCCCCAACAUACCACUACUACUUGGGCUUUGGGGAGAGGUUCAUUAAAUCGUGAAUCAAGCGGGAGAGUGCUGGGGAGAGGGCUCCUCUUGUGGUCGGUAGCUCUCAAAGCAACUUACUUUUAUCACACACGCGCGCACACACACACGGUUGCUCACUACACUGAGAGAAAUUAUAAACUUUUUCACCAACACUCAAAAAAAGUUUUAAUUGAAAAUAAAAUGUAUCUGAUAUAUUUAUCAUUGUUGAUAGUAAAUUAAUUAAAAAGCAUUGGAAACUAGUUUUCAUGCUAGUUUUUCUCUCAGUGUACCAAUUGAGGGGGAGAGAGCGCCACCGAUUCGAGUGCCUGGCCAUCAGAGCGGCAGAUACGAUUUGUGGGCCACAUUCGCCGAUAAAACGUCAACCUGUCUCCACGUCAACCUGCUGCUCUCCGUGGAGCCAACAACAACACGAAUUUCUGGAACGAGUCACACGCACGUUCCCCCAUACGAAACCCCAAAUAAAACCCGAACGUACACUUUUCCUUAACAGAAAUAUAAAUUAAUCAAAGCCUUGUUACAAAACACUCACACACGAUUCUCGAUUCUCUCCUGUGGCCGGAGAAAGACGGCGGAGACUCUUGACAAAAUAAAAAAAAAUAAUAAUAUUUUUUUAAGACAGACCCGUCGGAAAGAAAGGGGAGACAACAACAACAACAACAACCACAUUAAAAUGUGCCGCUGCUGUCAAAAUUGUUGGGAAGAUUUCUACUGGAAUUGCUUCGAGGAGCGUUUUUGCUACGACGAAUCGAUCGCUAACUAUAAUCCCGAGGACGAUGAGGACUACUUGGCAGCCCAGAAGAAUGGACACAUCAUUGGACGCAUCCAACCGGCCUCGUCGGACAACAACAACUCUCUGACAGUGCCCCAACCGAUCUGCGAUCAGCCCCAAAUGCGGCACGGAAACUCCGGCCUGGGCCUGAGCCUAAUGAGCGCCAAGAUCCAUGAGGAGGACUAUCGCCGGGAGACACAGAUCAACGUGCCCACCCUGGGCCCAGAGAUACUGGCCGUGUUUGCCAACUCGCAGAUCUUCCAGGACCAUCAGCCCACCAAGCUCAACCGGAUUAGCACUAAGACAUAUCUGGCCGGAGUCCAUUCGCCGAACCGUGAGAUGCCGACAACUCCGCGUCUGAGUGACCAGGAUCGGUUGCUGCGUCGUCUGGAAGGGGAUGCCACAGAUUCCAAGCCUGGUUCGGCGGAGAAGCGAAUCACAUUCACCCUGGCUCCCAGUUCCGCCGAGUGCUCUCCCUCGGGCAGCCAAACCACCCUCAGCCCCAAAAAGUUCGAGGCCAUUGCCGAGGAGGAGAAGGAGGACGACAAGGCCGAGGAGGAUGAGGAGGGCAUGGAAGAGGUGGUCCUGAGACCGCGACUCAUCGACCGCCACCCGCAUCUGCUGCCCAAUCCCAGUGGCCUGAACACCACUCCGAAGCGAAUCCUGCGAACCGCCAAGAGCGUUCCACACAUGCACGUCAGGUCGGCGGCCAGCGAGACGGAUAUAUUCUCGAUAAGCGGAACUGUCGGCGGCAGCCAGAUCAGCAUGACGCCCGAGGUGCCCUCAAUCUCGUUCAGCAACCUGCCGAAGAACUACGAGGAUACGCCCACAAUCGAGAAGUACCGAGUCUCCCAGAGCCUCUACUCCAUCCAAACCGCAAAUGCCGCACGGGCCACCCAAGAUGACUACUCAAUGCCGCGUUAUUUCCGCCGAUCUGCCAUGCUCAUGACUCAGAGUUCGGAGGUGCUGCCCGGGGCCAGUUCACUGGCCUCCAUGUCACCGUCGGUAGCCUCGUCAUCCGCCUCGCCGGGGUCCUCCAAGGACGAGAUCCGACGUCCCGAAAAGGAAAAGAGCAAGCGGCUCCAGAUGCUGCGAGGAAACUUGCCGCCACUCCUCAUCCACUCCGUGUCCUUCAAACGUAAUCGGGAUGAGGGCAAGCAGGUGGACUAAUAAAAAGAUACAUGUAUUUGUUACCAUAACCACUUUUAAAUGUUUUAUCCUGGUUAAGUGUUUUUUGUAUUAUUAUUAUCUUAAAAUACGUCCUUUUCCGCCCCUCAGUAUUGUAUGUUCUUCCUUUUAUCUGCAAAAUUGAUAUUAAAAAAAUAAAUGUAAUUAAACUCUAAAAGAUUCAUUUUAUUUCUACGAUAUUUCAUAAAUAAAUUAAUCAUUUACGUAGGUAUUAAAUAAUAAAAAUAAAAAAAAUUAAACAUCUCCCCGACGGGGAAUUGAACCCCGGUCUCCCGCGUGACAGGCGGGGAUACUAACCACUAUACUAUCGAGGAUGUUAUGAGGCAACUGCCAAAACUGCUUGUUCAGUAUACCACGUUACCCCUCGUCUGUUAUUUACAGUUUCAUUUCCAUUCGUUUCUAUUAUAGAGACCCUUAUUUGAAAAACAUACUUUGUCACGCCUUGUUCAACAUCCUCGAUAGUAUAGUGGUUAGUAUCCCCGCCUGUCACGCGGGAGACCGGGGUUCAAUUCCCCGUCGGGGAG